ACCAGUUAAAAUAAAUAAAAUUUGUUUAAAUUGUUUCAGGUAUUAAAUAAUGCUUCUUGUACAGAUUGUUUAAAGUAAAGAUGUGCACAUAGGAAUAGAGUAUUUUUAUUGACAUAGAAGGUAUAUGCACCAGUAAAAAGGUACACAAACGACAUAAUAUGUGUGCGACAUUAAAAGAAGAUGUAGGAAUAAGGUUUCAUGAGCUUCUUGCAAAAUUUUCUGUUAAUGUUAACCAGUGUAAUAAAUCUGAAAACACUUCUAAUACUCUUUUAUUAAAACAAGACAGCGACAGUCCAGUUCUUCCACUGGAACAAUACAUGUGUGUAGGGACUGCGUUGCGGCGUAAAGCAUUUUUUGAGAGUGUUCAAGCUGGUGAUGUUAUCUUUGGAAAAGUAUGCAAUAUAUUUGAUAAAGUUUUAAAUGUGUACCUAGUCUCAGUUCUUUGUGGUCCUAAUCGAUGGGUUGAAGAUUUAAAAAUUUUGGCUGUUGGUAAUAUAGACGAUGUUUAUAAAAAUGAUAAUGAUAAUGAAUUGGAAGUUGGUGACAAUAUUAAAGCUGUUAUAACAAAUGUUAAGAAAACAUCUGAAGAGAUAACAAUAUCCCUCAAUGAUAAAUGCUUAUCUGAUAUUGCUUUCAAUCAUUUUCCAUUGGGUAGAGUUGAAAAUAAUAUUUACUACAGAAAAUCUCAGCUUAUUAACAAAGAACAACUUGAAGAGUAUGAACCAAGGCGUUAUUUAGAUCAUCUCAGAAAAUCUUCAUCUUUCAUUGACCCUCAUGGUGUCGAUAAAUUACUUGAUCAAUUUCAUGUGGAUCGCUCAAAAUCAUUUUUGAGAAGUCAAAUGUGCGAUUGUCCUAAAGAAACUGUUGAUUCUUUGCGUGAGCGACAAUCAUAUAAAUGGUCCAUGGAUAUGGUUGGUACAGGUGUAAAACAUUUUCGUGAAAAUGAAGUAAAAGAAGCAAGAGAUAGUUUUGACCAAGCCAUAGCUUUCUAUCCAAAUAAUGUUGAGGCUUAUGUUGCACGUGGUGCUUUAAAAGCAAAUAGUAAUCAGCUUAAGGAAGCCAUACAAGAUUUCAAGAAAGCUCUUGACAUAAAGCCAAAUCAUAAAAAUGGCAAAAAAUAUUUAAUAGAAACAUUGUUUAGUCUUUCAAAAGGUUAUGAGAAAGAUUCAAAGUGGAAGGAAGCUUGUCGCUGUUACAAAGAUAUUCUAGAAAAAGAUAGUGGUAAUACUGAUGCCAUGGAUCAUUUAAAGCAUUUGCAACAUCUUUUAUCUAGAGAGGUGGUAUCAAGGCGACCUAAUGCGUCAAAAAGAAUGAAGCUUUCAAGUUUAAGCACUGCUUCUCAAAUUAAAAUUGAUAGACUGAAGGAGCUAUUAGAGGCUGAUACUAGAAAAGCUUCAGAAUCUAGCUCUUCAACUUCUUCCUCCUCUUCAUCUUCGUCCUCGUCUUCUUCAGGGUCAGAAUCAGAUGAUGACUGGGUAGAAGCAAGUUGUUCGAAACAUAAACGAUAAUGAUUUUUUAGAUUAUAACAAUCAUGAAAAUAAUAAACUUUGUUAGGUUAUAACCAAGACCACCAGUAUUGUGUGGACAAAAAACAAUUAUAAAA
Hydra vulgaris (swiftwater hydra) is the source of this 1603-nucleotide messenger RNA. Its product is annotated as tetratricopeptide repeat protein 14. NCBI's taxonomy places the organism in Eukaryota, Metazoa, Cnidaria, Hydrozoa, Anthoathecata, Hydridae. Gene Ontology annotation, molecular function: nucleic acid binding; protein binding. The record is from RefSeq and is a predicted model, not a curated record.